AUGCUGCUGCUGCUGCUGAUGAUGAUGGUGCUGAGGCAGCAGCAGCAGCAGCAGAAGCAGCAGCAGCAGCAGCAGCAGAAGGAGCAUCACCACCAUCACCAGCAGCACCACCACCAUCACCAUCACCACCAUCACCACCAUCACCAGCACCACCAUCACCAGCAGCACCAGCAGCAGCAGCAGCACCAGCAGCAGCAGCAGCAGCACCAGCAGCAGCAGCAGCAGCAGGAGCAGCAGGAGCAGCAGGAGACCUCGAUGCUGAGUCUGUAUGAGCCAGUUGAUAUGACGGUGAUGGAUGCGGUGAGUUUGCUGCAGCCGGAAGCAGCAGCAGCAAUCAAGCGCAGCAGCGCAUGCAUGCGGCCGCAGCUGCUGCAGCAGGCGUUCACAAAACUACCAAAAGAAACACAGCUGCUGCUGCAGGAUAUUGGGGCCCUUGCUGCUCUGCCGCAGCAGCAGCAGCAGCAGCAGCAGCAGCAGCAACAGCAGCAGGAAGCGACACCACAAACCACCAGCAGCACUAGCAACAACAAUAACAACAGCAGCAGCAGCAGCAGCAGGAGAAACAGCAGCAGCAGCUGCAGCAGCGAAGACAAAGGAUGCGUUUCUUUAUUGAUAGAAAGCGAGGGGCCCCCCGUUUUAGGCAGCAGCAGCAGCAGCAGGAGAAACAGCAGCAGCAGCUGCAGCAGCGAAGACAAAGGAGGCGUUUCUUUAUUGAUAGAAAGCGAGGGGCCCCCCGGGGGGCCCCCCAUCAACGACCUGGGGUCGGUACCCAGGGCCCCCCUGAGCCCCUACACCCGCCGGCUACCCCCCAUAAGAAAAUCAGCAGCAGCAGCAGGAGCAGCAGCAGCAGCAGCAGGAGCAGCAGCAGCAGCAGCAGCAGCAGAAGCAGCAGAAACAAUACCGCAUGCAGCUGUACCCACUGGGUUGACGAAUACAGCUGCAGCGGGGGGCCCCCCCGCAGCAAACCCUUCGGUCUUUGGGGGGCCCCCCGGGGGGCCCCUCGGGGGGCCCCACGGGGGGCCCCUCCCGUCUAGCUCUCUUUAUACUGCUAUUGGAACAGCAACAGAAGCAACAACAGCAACUGCAGCAGCAGCAACAGCAGCAGCAGCAGCAGCAGCAGCAGCAGAGCCUCGGGUUUCUCCCUGGCUGGAUAUGGCGUCUCCUAGCCCCUCGUACGAACCCACAGCAGCAGCAGCAGCAGCAGCAGCAGCAGCAGCAACAGCAGCAGCCGCAACAGCAGCAGGAGGUGAUGGAUUAUAUCAUUCUUCUGGGGGCCCCCCGUCUUCCUCUUUUCCUCCGUGUGAAGGGGGCCCCUGGGCAGAUGUAUUGGGGGCCCUUGGGGGCCCCCCAAGCAACAGCAGCUCAUCUAUAGGGGCCCCCACUUCAUCAGCAUCAGGUGGGUCCGAUCAGUGGGGGCCCCCCUCAACAGACAGCCCCCCCUCCUCUACACCUUCUACAGCAUCGUCCACAAAUAGUUUUACUUGGGGGGCCCCCCCCAGGUGGCAACCAGAGGGUACAGAGGGUACAGAAGGGUAUUUCAUAGAUACCCAACACAUACCAACCGAUACAUUCAAUGGGGGGCCCCCAAGGGGGCCCCCUGUGGGGGGGCCCCCAGGGGGACCCCUAAGAGGGGGCGGAGGGCCAGGAGGGGGGCCCCUCAUGGGGCCCCUAGGGGGCCCGCUGCUCGGUUCACUUGGGGGGCACCUAGGGGGGCCCCCGGAGGGGCCCCUUGGGCGGCAGCUAGGGGGGCCCCCCGAGGGGCCCCUUGGGGGGGGCCCCCAUCAUUUGGAGGGUGAAGGGCAUAGGGGCCCCUCAGAGGGGCCCCUCCUCUUCUCAGCUGCAUGCAGCGGCAGCCCCAACAGCAGCGAGGGGGCCCCCAAUGAUAUGUUAAGAAGAGGUAUAGGGGAGAACACCACUGCAGCAGCAGCAGCAGCAGCAGCAGCUGCUGCUGCUGCUGCUGCUGCUACUGUAGACAGCCCAAGGUGGGGCGGGGGGCCCUGCAGCGGUCCUCUGUACCCUUCAUCUGGUGACUCGGAGGGGCCCCCUGCUUCCUCUCCCCCUUUCUCAGCAGCAGCAGCAGCAGCAGGAAGAACAACAACAGCAGCAGCAGCAGCAGCAGCAGGAGCAGGAGCAGCAGGUUCUCCCGCAAGCUCUAUUCUAUCACCUUCUCUAGGGGGGCCCCCCAGGGGCCCCUUCUCCUCCUUGGGGGCGGGGGCCCCCACAGAUGCUUUCUCUCUUCCGCUUUCGUCAGGGGGGGGGGAGAGAGCUUGUUGGGGGCCCUCCUCUCUAGGGGGCCCCAGGGGGGCCCCCCUUCCGUACCCACACCGACCGACGCAGCCAACUGCAACAGAUGCAGUGUGGCUGCUACCUUCUUAUAAAUUUCUACAGCAGCAGCAGCAGCAACAGCAGCAGCAGCAGCAGCAACAGCAGCAGCAGCAGCAGCAGCAGCAGCAGCAGCAGGAUACUAAAAAUUCCGCUCAAUAG
Messenger RNA from Eimeria mitis, 2484 nucleotides. RefSeq lists its product as uncharacterized. The transcript has 5 exons. NCBI's taxonomy places the organism in Eukaryota, Apicomplexa, Conoidasida, Eucoccidiorida, Eimeriidae. The record is from RefSeq and is a predicted model, not a curated record. Bases 1 to 2484 code for a protein of 827 amino acids.